AUCAUCAUUAUCAUCGUUAUGCAUCAUGUUUUCAAAGUUUAAAAUAUACAAAAAAAAAAAAAAAAAUACCAGCCGUGGUGAUUUCGAUUUUUCGUCAAUUUGUGUUUGUGUUGGCUUGAUUUACAAUCAUUCAUCGAAUCCGUUACCAUUGUUCAACAUAGAUGGCGUUAAUCAUCAUCUUUUAUUGUUUUUUUUUCUCAUUAAAUGACAAAAAACAAUCAACGAUCAGGACAUAUGGUUCUCGUCUUGUUGUGUUUAUGAUCACAGGAUUUGACAGUGAUGAUUUUUUGUAUUUUUUUUCCCAUAAAUUUUGUUUGUCACUUUUCAUUUAUAAAUAAAAGAUUAUAAAGUCCUCAUGAUGAUGAUAUUUUCUAAUCGUUUGUUAUUGUUAAUUUUUAUAUCGGUCAUAUAUUUCAAAUCUGCUAAUGCAGAUGAGAUAUUCGUUAAUGGUGAUAAUAAAACAUUGAUUAAUGUUGAUUCAAGUUACAAUAUACAUCUGAAAUCAAGAAAUUUUCCACUUUCAUAUCAUUUCAAAUAUAUUUUUAAUAUACCUGAAUUAAAUAUUCACGAUGAAAUAUUCAUUUUUUCCACUAAUAUUGAUUGGCGAUGGAAUUUUACGAAAACAGGAAACUAUCAGCUCAACAUUCAGGUAUUUCUUUAUCCAUUUUAUAAUAUGAUUUAUGGAUGGAAAAUUGCGGAAACAAAUGUUCCACUGGAAAUCGAUGAUAAUUUGGACAAUUCAAUUUCAAUCGAUGCUAAACAAAAUGUAUCCAGUUUGACAACAGAUUAUGUUUUUGCAAUUAACAAAACUAUUGGUUUUUCACUCAAUAUUGAUCCACAAAGUAUAUUGACUCGUUUUGCUGAUCGUAUUUCAUAUGAAUGGAAUGUUGAAGGGCCUGGUGUGAACAAAACAAAAAUUCCACAGAAAACAUUUGAUUUUGUUUUCGAAUCAUUGAAUGAAUAUUCAAUUUCACUUCAAAUAUCGACAACGUUUCCACACAAUCAAAUGAAUUUCAGUGGCAAAACGGUAAAGAAGAUACAGAUAAAAAAUCCCAUUACUGAUGUUUCUAUAUCGGGCAAUAAUUUUGUUGAAAAUGGAUCACUAUUACAUUUGAACAUUACCUGUAAUGGUAGCUCCAACUUUUUACUAUGUCAUGAUUUUGCUCCAAUCAAAUCGAAUGAUUCUUGUUUUGAAUCCGGUAGAGUUUUAUCGAAUUGUGAUUAUCAAAUAACUCAUUAUUUUCCUGAAAAUGGAACCAAAUACGUUAACAUUGGUAUCCGUAAUGAUGUGAGCACAGUUUAUCGUAAUGUAAAGAUUACCAUUUAUAAGAUUGGUCCGAAACCAUCGUUUGCUUUUGUCAUCAUACCAUUGAUUAGUCUAUUAUUAAUUAUUGUGAUUGUCGUUGUCGGUAUAACACAUUUCAUUGGACAACGACGACGUAUGAAUGCUACAAUAGAGGUGGCAACUAUUGAUAAUUUUGCCAUAUAUAAUGAUGCCAAUUUAGGCGAUGAUGAUAUGCAAACAUUAAUGGGUGAAAAAACAUUCUGUCGUCGUGUUAAGGAUUCAUUCAUUGAAACAUUGUGUCCAAAGUGAUGGAAAAGAUUCAAAAGAAUUUUUUUACUAAUAAAAAUAACAAUCAUCGAUAUA
This is a messenger RNA of Dermatophagoides farinae (American house dust mite), 1648 nucleotides long. RefSeq lists its product as uncharacterized. NCBI's taxonomy places the organism in Eukaryota, Metazoa, Arthropoda, Arachnida, Sarcoptiformes, Pyroglyphidae. The record is from RefSeq and is a predicted model, not a curated record. Gene Ontology annotation, cellular component: plasma membrane.